This is a messenger RNA of Oryzias melastigma (Indian medaka), 2700 nucleotides long. It is a transcript of the gene qsox1, whose product is annotated as quiescin Q6 sulfhydryl oxidase 1. The coding region runs from base 192 to 2582 and encodes 796 amino acids. Gene Ontology annotation, cellular component: Golgi membrane. Gene Ontology annotation, molecular function: flavin-dependent sulfhydryl oxidase activity; protein disulfide isomerase activity. The transcript is spliced from 13 exons. NCBI's taxonomy places the organism in Eukaryota, Metazoa, Chordata, Actinopteri, Beloniformes, Adrianichthyidae. The record is from RefSeq and is a predicted model, not a curated record. Gene Ontology annotation, biological process: protein folding.
GGAGGCGCAUCGUUUGCGCGUAAUUCCAUAUAUUUACUCUUUGUCCGAUGUGCGCAAAGAUGAGUGGUUGUGGAGAGUUUGGACGUUUCCUGGCCGGGGGGAGGGCCCACUGCAGGCUCGGGCUUUGGGGGGGUAGAGUUGUGUCAAGUGUUUGACAGGGAGCGGCGGCAGCAGCAGCUCAAAGCGGGAAGAUGGCGCGGCGCUGCAGCCGUGCCACGUCUCGCCUCACAGAAGCGCAGCGGACUCCAGCCAGAAGCGCAGCAGCUGCAGCGAUCCUGCUGCUGUGCGUCGGUCUGCUUCCUCCCGCCGCGCAGGCCGGACUCUACACCGCCUCUGACCAGAUCACGCUGCUGACGCAGGACAACGUGGAGUCGGUGUUGGUGAACUCCACAGCUGCGGCGGUGGUGGAGUUUUACGCGUCGUGGUGUGGCCACUGCGUCUCCUUUUCUCCAAUCUACAAAAGCCUGGCCAGGGACAUCACAGAGUGGAGGCCUGCAGUGACACUGGCAGCUAUCGACUGUGCUUCAGAGGAGAACAGGAAGAUCUGCGUCGACUAUAAAAUCAGAGGAUUUCCCAGCAUCAAGUUCUUCCAGGCGUAUUCCAAAGAGGAUUCCUAUGGAACCACUUAUUCAGGCUUUCCUCGUGACAUCUCCGGCCUUCGCCACGCCAUCAUCGACAGCUUAGAGGCCCAUGGGGAGCCCUGGCCCCCCGCCUGCCCCCCACUGGAGCCCAUUAGCCAAGCUGAAGUUGACGUCUUUUUUGGGACCAACCCUGUUCAAUAUCUGGCCUUGAUUUUUGAGGAGUCCAAGUCUUACAUCGGGCGGGAGGUGAUCCUGGACCUGCUGCAGUUCGAGAACAUCACGGUGAGGAGAGUUCUGAGCUCAGAGGUCGGCCUCGUGACCAAACUGGGAGUGACAGAGUUUCCAUCCUGUUACCUCUAUUAUCCUGAUGGCAACUUUUCCAGACUCCAAGUGAGCAGAGAGGCUCGCACUUUCUACACGUACGCCCUCAUGAGGCUGCCCGGGGUGGUGCGGUCGGGAAGGCCCGCAGUCAUCAGCUCGGUCGUCAUCACCAACAGCUCAGCAGAACCCUGGAGGUCGUUCAACAGAACCAGAGUGUACAUGGCAGACCUGGAGUCGACGCUGCACUACGCGCUGCGCGUGGAGCUGGCUGCUCAUUCGCUCAUCAAAGGUCAAGCGCUGACCUCCCUCAAGAACUACAUCGCUGUUCUGGAAAAGUAUUUUCCAGGUCGCUCUGUGGUCAUGAACCUGUUAAAGUCGGUCAACUCCUGGCUUCAGAAUACGACUGCAGAUCAAAUUUCCUAUGAGGCGUUUAGGGAAAUGCUGGACAACAAAGCUCAGGUUCCAAACACAGCCCUGCCUGAAGGAGAGAGGUGGGUGGGCUGUCAGGGUUCACAGCCCCACUUCCGACGUUACCCGUGCGGGGUGUGGACGCUCUUCCACGUUCUCACCGUCCAGGCCAAUAGCAGAGGAAGUUCAAAUCCUCAGGAAGUCCUGCGUGCGAUGAGGAACUACGUGAAGAACUUCUUUGGCUGCAGAGCGUGUGCCGAACACUUUGAGACCAUGGCGAGGGAGAACCUGGGGGCAGUGGACUCGCUGCCAUUAGCGAUGCUGUGGCUAUGGUCCGCACACAACCGGGUUAACAGCAGAAUCGCAGGUGCAUUGAGUGAAGACCCCCACUUCCCAAAGAUCCAGUGGCCCCCCCCAGAGAUGUGCCACUCCUGUCAUAGUGCGUCUUCAGACGGGGAGCACAGUUGGAAAACCUACCGGGUGGUGUCCUUCCUCUCCUCGUACUUCUCUUCUAGCCGCAUCCUCAAUGACUAUCUGGAGGAUGAAAGUCAAAUUCUGGAGAAGCAGAAACAAAAGCACAAUCAACAGCUCAAGUUAGUGUCUCAAACACACGUUCAGAGGAAAGCCAGGGAGGCCUCAAACUCCGUAACGCUUCCUCCAUCAUCAUCACCACCGUCCCCUCUGGAAGAGGACGAGGAAGGACCGGAUGACGGAGUGGCGUAUGAAGAAGAGGAGGCCGGAGAAGAAGCCGAAGCCGUGAAGGAGAUGGAACGAGGGGACGACCGUCAGCAGAAACACAAGAAGCCAAGCUUCGUGGGGAUGAGGAUGCGAGCGCCGCAGGAGGACAUCGUGGAUCUGGACUCGUUUGUAAACAAACACUUCGGGGCGAAGGUGCUCCAGUUCGGCUCCUCCAGCCUGGUGAAGCAGCGCACCCUGCAGAGGAAGGUGGAGCAGGAGCCCAGGCCCGUGUUCGGGCUCAGCUUGGAGCUGGAUGCUGGGGUCGGAAUGGUGGGCCUGCAGCCCAUCGACGAAGGCUUCGGGAGCCGAACGAAGCGGCUCCGGAAACGAGAACUGGCAGCCCAGUAUUUUGAGGAAGGGGCGGAGCCGGGCCACCGGGGCCGUUGGAUAUCUGUGCUGAGUAUCGGGUUCUCAAAGCUGGACAUCAGCCUGUGUGUGGUUCUGUAUUUCCUCUCCACCGCCUGUCUUCUGGGCAUGUAUCUUUUCUUCAGAAACCGCCUCAAGCGACGGCGGAUUAAACUCGCUUUGCCCUAAACAUCCAUGUUCAGAUGAGCACAUAUGUAUGGAGAGAAAAUAGACUCACUCUGAUUUGUGCGUCCGUAAUUCUUGAUUUGUAACUCAUAUAAUACAUUUUAUGCCUAAGUAAAAAAAA